GAGACUAGCUAGCCACACCUAGAUCAACAUUAGAAAUUUACCAAGAGACUAUAUAGACUAGAAAUUUACCAAGAGACUAGACUAAAUAGGCUAGGCUUGCGCUUAUUACUAGCGUGUUCACUGAAUUACAAGAUGAUUAAUAGAGCGUCGGUUCUGUGGUCGUUGUCGGGAGCCAUUUUACUGGCGAUAUGCUUACAAGGCAACGCCCAACUCUGUGAACGACAGCGGGGCUCGUGUAGAUCCUGUAUCAGCACCUUAGGCUGCUCAUGGUGUACGGACAUGAUCUUCAAUGGUACGUCACGUUGCUUCAACAGCAGCACUAGCAUAGGGUGUGCACUGGCUGAGAACCCGUCCGGAAGUGUGGGCAAUGCAACCAAUAACAUUGGAGAUGGAAAUCCGGUCAAUAUUAAGAACAUUGACUUAACGUUGAGAGUUGGACAAGCUCAGGAGUUCUCAGUUAGUAUAACUGCCCUCCGGAACUUGCCCCUUGACCUCUAUAUCUUGAUGGAUUUGUCGGGGUCCAUGUCUAAUGUGUUGGCGUCUGUGCAGGAAAUAGCAGGAGAUAUCACUGGAACUAUACAAAACAUCACUAACAAUGUACAACUUGGGUUUGGAAGUUUCAACGACAAAGUUUUGCUUCCUUUCACAAAUCCUGUAAUUAUUGACCCAUUGGAAUCUUAUGCAUUUCGCCAUCGCAUUGAUUUCACCAGUAAUAUCGCAAAUUUUGAGAGUGCAAUUAAUAGUGUCGUGACAACGAUCAAUCUAGACGCCUCUGAGAACACCCUGGAAGCGUUGGCACAGGUUAUAUCAUGUGACAGUCUGCUCGGCUGGAGGAGUAGGAACAACACACAGGUAGCUCGUCUGGUGUUACUCAUGACUGACCAGGGCUUCCAUUUUUCAGGCGAAGGAAAGCUGGCUGGCAUCCUCCAACCCUAUAGGGGGGAGUGUCUCCUGGAACGUAUGCCCGGGGUGGAGCAAAUCGACUUAUUAAAGUUUGAUACAGUUGAUUACCCCUCAGUUGGUCAGAUAGUGGACCUUAUUCGCAGACAAGAUAUUAACGUUAUCUUCAAUGUACUGGACAACGUGCGCCCUACAUACGAAGAGCUGGUCGCUUUCACUAACGAACGUGCCACUGUGGCAUCAUUACAGAUAGCGGCGGGUGGUGGACAAGAGAUCCUCAACACUAUCGAAGAUGAAUACAGGAGGCUGCUUAGAGAAAUCAUUCUUGAACAACUUAAUCCAUCAGAUCAGUUUAGCAUCACAAUCACUCCAAUGUGUCCAGCAGGGUCCAAUUUGACAAUGAAUGGCAACGGAUGUGACGGGGUACAACUUGACGAGACGGCCGUUUUCACUGUCUCUGUAACUCUCAACAAUUGUAAUGAACUGGGCAAUGGAGAGACAAGAGUGCUACUUUUUGAGUCGAGAGCUUUCGGAACUUUCACUGUAACAGUGUUUGGUGUGUGCCAGUGUGACUGUGAGGAAGAUGAGGUUGAAAAUGCUGCUCGGUGCUCUGGUAAUGGUGCCUUCUCCUGCGGUGUGUGUGUGUGCAAUGAACCAUACUGUGGCACCAACUGCAGUCUAAUCAUCGACCCCAACAAUGGCGGAGGAGCUAACAAUUGCCCGCUGGGUGGCUCUGUUUUCGGCAACCAGAUGUGCUCUGGACGAGGGGAUUGCGAUUGUGCGUGUAACUGUGAUAGGACACCCGGCACUUUUGGAACUGCUUGUGAAUGCGAUACUUUUUCAGUUAUGUGCAUGGCGGACGAAAAUGAUAAUGAAAUCUGCUCUGGUCGUGGUAUGUGCUGUAACGAAGAGUGUGACUGCGGUAUGUCCCCUCAGGGAAACAGAUACCGUGGCCGCCUGUGUGAGUGUGAACCUGCGGAGGAGAUCUGCACUUAUAAUGAACAAGUGUGCAAUUCGCAAGGAACGUGUCAGUGUAACGGGUGUGACUGCAAUAACGAUUGGGGCGGACUAUUCUGUGAAAUACCAAGGCUGACUCGGUGUGUCGGAAUGGGCGUGGAGAUUGACACAAACUGUAUUAUCGCAUGUCGUGAAUCUGACCCCAUCCCCGACCAGUGCGUGGUGGACGAGUGUAAUGUGAAUCGACCAACUUUAUUUGUGAACAUGGCUGAAAUCGAAACUGAUACUGAAAAUGCGGUAGAGGCUAUUGCUAACAGUCGACUGGACUCUGCCUCUGAAUUCAGGCUGGGUGGAAAUUCGAGUGAUGGAACUUCAUUUAUAUGUACCCCCCAGAUCGGGGAAUGUACUAAUACAUACUACAUUCUAGAUAACGGCACGCACAUUGCUAUUGUCGUGGAAAGGGAGCAAGAUUGCCCUGCAAUGCAGUUGCCCAUCCCAGCGUAUGCCAUUGGUAUCAUCAGUUUAGGAGUCCUAAUCCUCCUCGGCAUCCUCAUCAUUAUCCUUGUUAAAAUCAUCUUCGUUAUCUUGGACUACAUAGAGGUGCAGAGGUGGCAGAGAGAGGCCGGGGAAGCUGACUUCUCAAAGAAUCAAAACCCCCUUUACCAAAGUCCUGAAAUGCAGUACACGAAUGUUGCGUAUGGAAAAGCUCUGUAGUUUUUAUUUAUUAGCCAUAUUGACUCGAUCAACUGUAAUAGCCGUUAGCUUAAAUUUGACUCUGUAGAUUUCCACAGCUCUGUUUCUUAUUUCUGAAUACAUAAAUAAUUUAUUAUGCCUGCAUGUGUGUUUGUAACCAUUAUAAUGAUUAUUAUUCAACCAAAGAAUAA
Messenger RNA from Halichondria panicea, 2741 nucleotides. RefSeq names its product integrin beta-2-like. The record is from RefSeq and is a predicted model, not a curated record. Gene Ontology annotation, cellular component: focal adhesion; cell surface; integrin complex. Lineage: Eukaryota; Metazoa; Porifera; Demospongiae; Suberitida; Halichondriidae. Gene Ontology annotation, biological process: cell migration; integrin-mediated signaling pathway; cell adhesion mediated by integrin. The transcript is spliced from 21 exons. Gene Ontology annotation, molecular function: integrin binding. The coding region runs from base 133 to 2571 and encodes 812 amino acids.